This is a messenger RNA of Drosophila navojoa, 1770 nucleotides long. RefSeq names its product cookie monster (gene comr). Gene Ontology annotation, biological process: regulation of DNA-templated transcription. Gene Ontology annotation, molecular function: sequence-specific DNA binding; DNA-binding transcription factor activity. Lineage: Eukaryota; Metazoa; Arthropoda; Insecta; Diptera; Drosophilidae. The record is from RefSeq and is a predicted model, not a curated record.
AUGUCGACGAGCAAAAGCAAGCAUCGAGAAUGCAACAACGAUCGUCCCAUCAAAAAAAAAAUCGUGAAGCCAGAUGAGCAGUCAGAUGACCAGACCGGGGACAGUCCGACAGCGCCGAGUCCCGAGCAGGCACAGAGUAAUGCUCAAUUGGAUUUAUUAGCGUUUCUGAACACGCUCGAGGAGGUGCCACACGAUCUAGAGAGCAUUUGUCCGUCAGAGACCAUCGUGCUGGCGGAUGGGGUCACGCGCAUCGAAGUGAAGCCGCUAUUGCCACACAUGUCAGCCAUGUCGGCCAUGUCAUCUCUGCCUUCCAUGUCAUCCUUGCAUUCCGUGCCCGUGCCCACUUUACCACCCGUGCCCGCCAUACCGCCCGUGAGCAAAGUGAAGCCCGUUGCGCCUCCUGCAUCGAAGCCGCCGCUGCAAACGCUGCUGAGCCACCAGUUCACCCACAAGCUGCAUCUGGCGGCGAGCAGCGAGCGCGUGCAGUUCAUCAAUUGGACGACGGACGGUAAGCAUUUGCAGCUGGACUAUGUCGGGCUGCAGGAUCAUCUGACCGGCAGCCAGUGCAUGUUUCGCAGUCGCAGUGUCUUGCAGUUCACCCGCCAGCUGACGGACAUGGGCUUCGAGCGGACGCUGCUGGAGCAGUCGGAGCAGGAGCUGGAGCACGGCGGCCGGCUGCAGCUCUACUACAAGCAUGAGCACUUCGAUCCCUACCAUUCGGAGCAGCUGCUGCUGAUACCGACGCCACAGACUGAGCGACAGCCAACGCCAAAGACGCAGAGGACGCGCCCUGUCAGUUUAUCCAAAGGCGGUGCCCAGGAGGCGGCGCAUCGGAGCGGCUAUACGCCGCUGCAGCUCGCCCGCUUUCGCUUCCACACCCUGCUGAACUACCACAACGAUGUGCGGCUGCUGCAGGAGCGGGAGCCCAGCUCCGAGCAGCAAAUGCCACGACGCGGACGCAUCAGCAGCUGUCGACAGGCGGCGCAUUCGGCUCUGGCGCCGGCGCUGGCCUCCAAGCACAUGAAUCCGCGCGACUCUGUGCUGCGCUUCGAGGCCGGCAAGGUGCCCGACUAUGCUGGCUUCUAUGGCCCCGUGGAGCCGACGCUGAUCAGUGAGUUCUUUGCGGAGUAUCUGCCGCGCUAUGGCGCCAGCACCACUGGCUACAAGGACAUCGUGGUGGAUGCCAGCAAGGCCAACUCCUUCCAGCAGAACUUGCCCAUCGGCAUCGCCUACUCCGAGGAUGAGGAUGAGCUCAUCGAUCACGACAGACACGAGCCGAGCACGCCGAGUGCCGUGAGCGAACCGGAGCAAACGCAGGCGAGCGAGAGCUGCCAACUGCCACCUGAGGAUAUCGAGCUGGAGCAGGUCAUGCAGGAGCUGUGCGAGCAAGCGGACGGAGAUGUGGAUGUGGAGCUGGAGCUGGAUGCCGAGAAGAAGGAAGUGACGCCAGUCAAGCCCAAGCUCAAGCGAAAAAAGCUGGCGAGAAAAUGUGCCACAGCAGACACAGAGCAGGAGCAGGAGCGGGAGCAGAAGGAGCCCGUGGAUGAGCACUGCGAGGAUCUGCUGGAGGCAGCUGCUGCCGCUGCGGCCUGCAUCAAGGAAGAGGCCAAGGACAAGGACGACGACAGCAGCAGCAACAACGAAACGGACAAGGAACUGAAAUGCCAGCCAGCCUCAAAGAUGGGAGUCAAGCGACGUCGCUACGAUCUGCGCAACUCCAAGUCGAAACGAACUCGCUGAUAAAGCGAAAACCGUUGCCGCCCAGGUGAA